AUGAAACAAAAGAGGUCCAGGUGUCCACGCCUGAGAACCCUUGGAUAUUACCUCUCAGAAGGAUGGUGGCAUGCAUGCUGCAGUUGCUUGGGAACCAUAUUUUCAAAAUGUCGUCGCAAGAAAGACCUUCGGCCACGGACUAUUCAUUUAGGAAUGUCUCGUGGCCCUAUGGAAAAAUAUCCAAAAAAUGUUAUCAGAAACCAGAAAUAUAGUAUAUUAACCUUUAUACCAAAGGUUUUGUAUGAACAGUUCAAUUUUUUCUUGAACUUGUAUUUUCUUGUCAUGGCAAUAUCACAAUUCAUCCCAGAAGUCCGUAUUGGUUAUUUAUAUACAUACUGGGGUCCUUUGUGUUUUGUUAUCUUAGUGACUAUGAUUCGAGAAUGUUUGGAUGAUUACCGUCGUUACCGAAGAGAUAAGGAAGCAAAUUCCCAAUUGUACAAGAAACUCACAAGGGAUGGCUUGAAGUCCCUUCCCAGUUCCAAUAUUAAAGUUGGAGACUUAAUUACUGUUGAGAAGAACCAGCGAGUGCCUGCUGAUAUGGUGUUGAUUCGGACCACUGAAAAAGGAGGAGCUUGCUUCAUCCGUACAGAUCAGAUGGAUGGAGAGACAGAUUGGAAGUUACGACUGGCUCUACAGUCUUGCCAACAUCUUCCAUCUGAUGCACACCUCCUGGAUAUCACUGCACACAUCUAUGCAGAAAAACCCAGUAAAGAUAUACAUUCAUUUGUGGGAACGUUCACAAUGACUGGUGAAAAUGCUGCUGAAGACUCUUUAAGUAUAGAGAACACCCUCUGGGCUAACACUGUAGUGGCAUCAGGUACUGCAUUGGGUCUGGUCAUCUAUACUGGCAUGGACACACGUAGUGUCAUGAACACAUCACAACCUAAAAGCAAAACUGGAUUAUUGGACAUUGAGAUCAAUAAUCUGACUAAGGUGUUGUUCUUUGCUGUGGUUGUUUUAUCUCUUGUAAUGAUCAUUUUAAAGGGAUUUGGUGGUCCCUGGUACAGAUAUUUCUUCCGGUACAUCUUAUUGUUUUCUUAUAUUAUUCCUAUCAGUUUGCGGGUAAACCUGGACAUGGGGAAAGCUGCAUAUUCAUGGAUGAUCCAGAAAGAUAAGAAUAUCCAGGGGACUGUCGUGCGGAGUACUACUAUUGCUGAAGAAUUAGGACGAAUUAGUUACCUUUUAUCAGACAAAACUGGAACACUCACACAAAAUGAAAUGUUUUUCAAAAGACUUCAUCUUGGGACAGUAUCAUUUGCUGCUGAUACUAUGGAUGAGGUAGCAUCCCAUUUGAAAACUGGUUAUUUACAAGCAUCCCAGACAAGUACCAGUCUGCGUCACACUGGCCCAGUGCGUCGCACUGUGAUCACACGGUGUUAUGAAGCAGUGCGUGCCAUAGCUUUGUGUCACAAUGUCACUCCAGUAUAUGAGAAUGAAAAUGGAAUGGAUAACAGUUCUGAAACCGAAGUAGACCAACAGUCACACCAAAAAGUUGUUUACCAGGCUUCGAGUCCUGAUGAGGUAGCCUUAGUUAGCUGGACAGAAGAAGUUGGUUUAACGCUUGUGAAAAGAGAUCUUAACUCAUUGCAACUGCGAACACCACUAGGGACUCUGGUCAACUACCACAUAAUGCAAUUAUUUCCUUUCACAUCAGAAUCAAAAAGGAUGGGAAUCAUUGUUAAGGAAGUGCAAACUGGAGAAAUUACCUUUUACAUGAAAGGUGCUGACACAGUAAUGACAUCAAUUGUACAGUACAAUGAUUGGUUAGAAGAAGAAUGUGGCAACAUGGCUCGAGAAGGACUGCGUACAUUGGUCGUAGCCAAAAAGACUUUGACUGAAGAACAAUAUUUUGAUUUUGAAGCACGCUAUCACCAAGCAAAGAUGAGCAUUCAGGAUCGUAAUAUCAAAAUGCAGGCAGCUAUUGAGAGUUUAGAGCGAGAUAUGGAACUGCUGUGUCUUACAGGGGUUGAAGAUAAACUCCAAGAAGGAGUAAGACCAACACUGGAAUUACUCCGGAAUGCAGGAAUCAAGAUUUGGAUGCUGACUGGAGAUAAACUGGAGACUGCUACGUGCAUUGCCAAAAGUUCCAAGCUCAUUUCCCGCAACAUGGACAUUUAUACAUUUAAACGAGUAGACACCCGAGACGAGGCUCAUCUGGAAUUGAAUGCAUUACGUCGAAAGAAUGAUUCUGCACUUAUCAUCAGUGGUGAUUCCGUCCAGGUUUGUCUGCGUUAUUAUGAGCAUGAAUUUGUGGAAUUGGCUUGCCAGUGUCCCUGUGUUGUUGUCUGCAGAUGUUCACCCACUCAGAAGGCUGACAUUGUGAAGCUGCUUAAAAUGCAUAAUGGUAAAAUAGUCUGUGCAGUUGGUGAUGGUGGCAAUGAUGUCAGCAUGAUCCAAGCUGCUGAUGCUGGAAUUGGAAUUGUUGGAAAGGAAGGUAAGCAGGCUGCACUGGCUGCAGACUUCUCCAUUACUCAGUUUAGCUACAUUGGUCGCCUACUCAUGGUACAUGGCAGAAAUAGCUACAAACGUUCUGCUGCCUUGGCCCAGUUUGUCAUCCAUCGAGGUCUCAUCAUCUCCACUAUGCAAGCUGUCUUCUGUUCUGUCUUCUAUUUUGCUUCUGUCUCUUUGUUUCCAGGCUUCCUUAUGGUUGGCUAUGCCACAAUUUUCACCAUGUUUCCUGUUUUUUCAUUGGUGCUUGAUAAAGAUGUCUCUUCAGGUAUUGCCAUGACAUAUCCUGAACUUUAUAAAGAACUCACAAAGGGACGGUCACUCUCAUUCAAAACCUUUUUCCUUUGGGUACUAAUCAGUAUUUAUCAAGGUGGAAUAAUCAUGUAUGGUGCCCUGCUUUUAUUUGAGGAGGAAUUUAUCCAUGUAGUGGCCAUAACAUUCACGUCCCUCAUUCUCACUGAACUCCUAAUGGUGGCACUCACUAUCCACAUGUGGCAUUGGCUUAUGAUUCUUGCAGAGUUCUUCAGUCUUGGCAUUUAUGUUAUAGCUUUGGUUGUUCUCAAGGAUUUCUUUGAUGCAUCCUUUCUAAAGACUGGCAGUUUUAUUUGGAAAGUGGUUGUAAUCACAUCAGUCAGCUGCAUCCCUCUGUACAUCUUAAAAUAUCUGCGAAAGAAAUUUUCACCAACAGUAUAUUCAAAGUUGACACCUUAG
This is a messenger RNA of Acanthosepion pharaonis, 3159 nucleotides long. The record is from the annotation of a GenBank genome assembly. Lineage: Eukaryota; Metazoa; Mollusca; Cephalopoda; Sepiida; Sepiidae.